CCUCCGCUCCGACCAGAUGCCGUCGUCUUGGCAACGCCGAUGCGGGCAAGCGUCCCACUGACCCGACUCAUGUCGUCUCGCUAGACUGGCAGCCGGAGAGGUGGCGGCAGGAGGGGAAGACAAUUAAUGAAGUGUCCUGUGAGUUCUUCAACCGAACAAAAAGCGAGCAUCCGGUUAUAUGAGGCGAGGGAGAAAGAGGGAGAGAGAGAGAGAGCAUGUGAAAAAGGGGUGGAGGGGAGUCGAGAUUUAGUGGCCUGCCUCAUGAAACAACCCCCCACUCGCUAACCCGCCCGACGCAAGAAAACAGGACGGCUCAUCAGAAAAUCUCACUCUCUCGCCUCUUCCAACAAUGAGAUGAAAACGAGGUUGCCUAUCAUCUCCUGUAACUCAGAGCGUCCUGACCAAGAAGAGGGAGUUCCGUCACUAACGACUCACAGAUAAAAGCAAGAAAAGCAUAAAAUGUCACGAACGGACGAAGUCAACAAGAUGACGGAAAAUGUCUACAAGGGCAUCCUGGACCAGUUCAACCCCAGCUUGAAGAAUUUUGUCACAAUGGGCAAACACUACGAGAAAGCCCUCACAGGCGUGACGGUGGCAGCAAAGGGCUACUUCGACGCUCUAGUCAAGCUGGGAGAGCUGGCCAGCGACAGCCAAGGCUCCAAGGAGUUGGGUGACACAUUGUUCCAGAUGGCCGAGGUCCACAGACAGAUCCAGGUGCAGCUGGAAGACGUGCUCAAGUUGUUUCAUUCCGAGCUGCUGGCCCAGCUGGAGCAGAAGUUGGAACUGGACAUCAAAUACCUCACCGCGACACUGAAGAAGUACCAGACUGAGCGGCGGUCGAAAACCGAUUCCAUCGAGCGCUGCCAGAGCCAGCUGAAGAAACUGCGACGGAAGAGCUUGGGCAGCCGUCACCCCAACAAAUACGGCGACAGGGAGAUGCAAUUUGUGGAGCUGAUGAGUCGCCGCCAAGUGGAGCUGGACACGCUGGUCGCUACGGGUUACAGGUCGGCGCUGACCGAGGAGAGGAGGCGGUACUGCUUCCUGGUGGACAGACAGUGUUGUGUGACCAAGCUGCUGAUCAACUACCACUGCAAGGUGAGAGAGCUCCUGUCGCAAAAACUGUCGUCGUGGCAGCAGUCGUGCACUCAGCCGACCAAGCUUCCGGAACGCGCUCUCAACCUGCUGCGUCACACGGCGCCGCAGAACUCCGGAGCCGCCGGGAUCGCCGAGGUCCUCCGACACACCAAGCUGGGCGGCGCGCAGGCAGAACAGAGGCUGUCGGUUCAAGAGGUCCCGCCCCUUUUGAACGCCGACCGAUCCCAGCAGCAGCGCCCGCUCCCCUCCUCGUCCACCCAGAGCGACGCCUGUCCUCAGGGCUCCCCUCAGAUGUUCCGGCCCGUGUCCGCCGCUGGAUUGGGAGGCGCGAGAGGAGCGUCUCCUCAACGCGGCUGCUCUCCUCUCAGCGUGUCCGCCGGGACCCCCCUGGCCGACAGCAGCACCAGCGGCAGCGCCAGCCCGGCCGCGUCCACGCCAACGGGCGGCGCGGCCCAGCCCUCCGCUCUCCUCAUGGCCGCCAACACGAGCAACCUGUCGCCGAGCCUCAUCCCCUCCACCCUCAUGUCGCUCAGCCGGGUUUCCCCGACCGGCAGCUCCUCGCAGGGCGUCACCGUCGCCAUACAGCACGGCGCCACCCACAGCCCACCUUUGCCGCACAGCGCCCCCAUGUCCAGGGCCAUGACUCCCGUGCAGCUGCUGCACCAACAGGUGUGCCCGGGAGUUAACAACACUCUCCCGACCGCUCACCCUUGGCUGAUGAAGGCUGCAGAGAUGAGUGCCACGGCCACUCUUCCGCUGCCCAAGAGGCCUGGCAGUGAAAUGAGGCUAGGCGGCUUUCAAGGUGGCAGGAUGCUACCUCUGUUGGGGCCCACGCGGGUGGAGGCCUUGUUCGCCCACUCUCCCGGAGAAUCUGAAGGUGGAGGAGGGGGAGGGGGCGGCGCUUCCUUGCUGCACUUCCUGCCCGGGGACAGCAUCACUCUCCUGAUUUCCGAGCCGAGGGACGGCUGGCACUACGGGCAGAACGAUCGGACCGGACGGAAAGGCUGGUUCCCUUUCUCCUACACUCAGCCACAACAUAGCCGGACGGAUCACCUUCAGAGGCGAGUCAGCCUCGACCAUGCACCGAAAAAUUCUCUCUUCCUGUCCAAGACCAACAGCACCAGCAUGAGUCAGCUGGACCAGCUGGUGUCUCCGGCUCUCACGCCAGAGUCCGAGGAGGAGCGCUCCUUCCCUCUCCAGAGGGUCAGCACCUUCCGCCCCCGCCCCUACAGCAUGGCCGACACCAACAAGAUCUGUGCACAGUUGGCCUCCUCACCGCCAUCUCCAACCAGGACCAACCCGUUUGCCCACGUUCGCCUCCGAAAAACCGUCACCAACGAUCGCUCAGCUCCCAUCAUCGAGUGAGCGGUGCUCAUUUGACCACCUAACAAAUUCAAUCAUACGCUCAUUUCUCUUUUCCUUUUAGUCAUUUAAUCUGAUAGCAGUUACUUGGGGUUGGGGGGGGCAGUAUUUCUCAAGUAGAGCGUGUGUGUGUGUGUGUGGGGGGGGUGUAUGCGGAACUGAUCUGUGAUCAAGAGAAUAAAAAAAAAAAAAAAGAAGGUGUGGGCCACUGUUUUCAGGGCGAUACUAAAGUUAUGGGGGCGUCAUGGAAGAAAUAAUUACAUACAAUAUUAUGAGCAAUGUUUUCAGGCCCAGCACUGCUCUCAACAAACACUAAAAUCUCGAUGAUUUUGAACGUUUUUGCUGUAUAUUAUCAGUCUGCUGUAAUCAAGCGUUUUUAGGCUUCUCAAUGAAGACUUUCAAGUGGUCUUUUAGCAAAGCGUAGUCAAGUGCUUUUGGGUUGCGUUUUGGCCCCGUUCGCAGAAGUGCUCGUAGCUUUGUGUAUUGCGGGACUGGCUCCUAUUUACAGCUUGACACAUCAAGUCAAGAGUUGUGCCUUGGGAACAGGUUCCUACUGUCAUUGUCUUGAUUGUUGCCUUAGUUUCCGUAUAAUUUUGAUUCAUGUGUUCACAAAACUUUUAGAUGUAGUUAUGGUGUAAAUUGUACGACUUCACACCCAACUCUGAAUGUGCGGGUGAAGAUCACGACAGGUUGAGGCGAAACCCGCUUUGACGUCUCAUAUUAUCCAAUGUUGCUCUUUACCUCGCCGAGAGUACGGAGUGGCUUCCCAUAAUGUAAAAAUAUGCAAAUAGAUUUGCUGAUCCAGGAAGGGUAAUAAAUUUUUGAAAUAAUGACUUGUAGAUUAAUGAAGAAUUUUCCCAGUAGAAGGGAGUUUUAAAGAAUGCAAACAAAGACUGCGCUACCGCAAGAGUUAACAUCCGGACUGCAGGUUGGUUUUUAUGAAUGAAAAGGUCCGUUUUUUUAUAUAGGAAAAAAGAAAGUUGCGAGCAGGUAUGUUUGAAGAAAAGUCAAAUUUUUAUCGUUGGAUGUUUUUCCAUUCCUUUUCAGUCCCCAUUUAUAAAGUUAGUCAUCACGAGGGGUGUGGGGGUGGGGGGUAGACGAUCAUAGUUUGCGUCGCUGUUUACCGAUGAAGAAUUUUGCAUGGAACAAAAGCUUUUUGGAAAGUGCUGGAGAAGGUUUACAGGAAAGUUGACGGCAGUCAAGGAAGCAUUCAUUGGUUAACUUUAGAUAUCAAUUACCUUUGAGUAGCCCCACAAAGAAAUAUUGUACAUAAAGUUUAUGUUCUAACUGCUCAAGUGAUUAUUAUUAUUUUUUUUUUUUUUGUCCCUCAAGGGAUCUCGUCAGUAAUGUUGGCCACAAAAGUAACGACGUAAAUGCUUUUCCAUCAGUGCAAAUUGUGAUUUAACAUGUUGUCUUUUCACUUUGGUAGUAGGAUUUUUGUACCCAUUGUGUAUUUUUUGUCAAAGGAUCUUAGUUUAUAGUGCUUGAUGUGAAGUUUAAAUGAGUAAUGAUGUCAAAGUCAAGGUAUUUAAAUGACAAAGAAUCUAAAAACAAACAAGAUAUCCAGCAGUUUGUUGGUCAAAUUCUGUAAUAACUAAAUGCAGAGCAGAUUAUGUAAUUACUUGACAAGUAUAUACAUUUAUAUGGUUACACCCCUCACACUUGUGUAAAUAUAUCCUUUCAAGAAGAACUCCGCACCCCAGAGGUUUAGCGCGGGAAAAUAACGGCGGCCAGCCAGGCCAAAUAUUUAUACUGGGGGGCACAAUAUGGACAGUUUCACAAAGGUGUGUGCUCACUUUUGUUGCCAGCGUUUUUAAUAGCUAUUUGGACAUUCUCACUUAACCGUCUGCUCAUUUUUUGUUUCCUGUGAUUUUGACAUUUAAUGGCUACGGGGUGAGGUGUUUUCCAACUGAAAAUUCUAUUUGCAAAAAUGUGAAGUGCAUAUUGAGAUACUGUAAAAGUCUUCUACCAAAGUGAAACGUUCACAUUAUGCACACGUUUCCACGUUAGCUAUGUGUAAAAACAAAUAUUGUAUACAGCCAGAAAGAGUCUAUGUGGCUGCAGUUUCCUAACAUAAUGAAUACUGACAUUGUGUGAAAUAAAACUUUAAAAACUGAGUAAA
This is a messenger RNA of Syngnathoides biaculeatus (alligator pipefish), 4579 nucleotides long. RefSeq lists its product as uncharacterized. Gene Ontology annotation, cellular component: cytosol; nucleoplasm. Lineage: Eukaryota; Metazoa; Chordata; Actinopteri; Syngnathiformes; Syngnathidae. The transcript is spliced from 17 exons. Gene Ontology annotation, biological process: positive regulation of actin filament polymerization; actin filament bundle assembly; actin crosslink formation. The coding region runs from base 460 to 2460 and encodes 666 amino acids. Gene Ontology annotation, molecular function: cytoskeletal adaptor activity; protein binding. The record is from RefSeq and is a predicted model, not a curated record.